AUGCAGGUGGAAGUGAAGACCUGGCUUCGUCGCAACGCUCUGCUAGGUGCGAUGAUGAUCACUGACUGGCUUGAUUAUGCUGUCAGGAGGCGAAUGUGGCAAAAGGUGAUAACAGAGAAGGAGUUUGAUGCGGAAUGGGAAGAAGAAAGGAAGGACAGCAAAGCUUGCAAGAAGAGCCUCUCUUACAUCUUGCGCAUAAAAGAGCGAGCAGUGGAAACCUGGGGCGAGGAGAACGCUCUGACCCUCUUUCGGUUUCCUAUCAGCAAAUGCAGUUAG
Penicillium macrosclerotiorum is the source of this 276-nucleotide messenger RNA. RefSeq lists its product as uncharacterized. The transcript has 2 exons. The coding region runs from base 1 to 276 and encodes 91 amino acids. The record is from RefSeq and is a predicted model, not a curated record. NCBI's taxonomy places the organism in Eukaryota, Fungi, Ascomycota, Eurotiomycetes, Eurotiales, Aspergillaceae.